AUGGUGCCUUAUCACUUCUCUCACUUCUCUCCCUUCACCUUUAUCCUCGCUAUCCCCUCUCUGGAGCUAGGCGAGACCGGUUGGAUCAUUUGUGAUGGUGACAUUGACCCCGAAUGGGUAGAGUCUCUUAAUUCCGUGCUUGACGACAACCGUCUGCUCAGUCUGCCUAGCGGUGAGCGUAUCCAGUUUGGUUCCGGGGCCCGCUUCCUAUUCGAGACGCAUGAACUGACCCGAGCCAGUCCGGCCACAGUCAGCCGACUUGGCGUCGUCUUUGUCAGCGAGUCGGCCGUCAGUCCACGCCUUUUGGUGCGUGCUUGGCUUUCGAGGCAGGCUCGAGGCCCGACUGCUGCUGCCGGCACCAGUGGACGGCGCCUCGGAGCCGGAAGCUCACAGUGUCGCCUGCAACAACAGCGAGACCAGCGAGCCGACCAAAAGGGUGAUUCUCGUCCAGGGCGAAAUGAGCAGAUUGAAGAGUCAGGCACGCCUGUUGAAGGACGAGAUAAGGCAUAUAUAGAAGAAACUAUUAAAGGGGAGGCAGUCAAGGAAAAAAAACUGACGAUUCCGGAAAAAGGUACAGAUUCUAUGAGGGCAGAUGUCGAGGUAGAGGUG
Messenger RNA from Protopolystoma xenopodis, 609 nucleotides. Lineage: Eukaryota; Metazoa; Platyhelminthes; Monogenea; Polystomatidea; Polystomatidae. The record is from the annotation of a GenBank genome assembly.